Molecule: messenger RNA, 2250 nt
Organism: Athalia rosae (coleseed sawfly)
Lineage: Eukaryota; Metazoa; Arthropoda; Insecta; Hymenoptera; Athaliidae
Exons: 3
Coding region: 151-1413 (420 amino acids)
Cellular component (GO): nucleus
Source: RefSeq, a predicted model, not a curated record
CCAAAAUACAAACACGAUCCACAUUACAUGUGAACAUAGAUGUCGAACGCGUGUUGGUCAAGUCGAGUUUGGUAUUGAAUAUCGAUUGUCGCAGUUGAAUCGUUUUUACACUUACGAUAGUCCCCCUCCAUAUUUAUAUAGUGGUAUGAAAUGGCGGUCUCCCUGUCAGCAUAUUGGGUGAAAUUCUUCAUCGGAGCUGGAUUUCCUCAGGAUGUUGCGACAAAACAUGCAGUUGUAUUUUCAAACAAUCGAAUCCAUCCAGACAUGCUCCCGGAACUUGACAAACCCAGCCUCAAAGAGAUGGGGAUCACACUGAUGGGUGACAUGAUCGCAAUCUUAAGAUAUGCUAAAAAAGUUGUAGAGGAAACAACUUGCGAGAAAUUUUUGGUGGACUCCGAGGGCUCGAUUGUCUCAAAGGUUACUUCCAAGCCAGUGCUGAAAAAGCCAAUAUUAAAAAUGGUAACGAGAAGUGCCUUGCCUGGAAAAGCGAAACCUGAAUCACAGAUCACAUCAAAAUUGUUGAAAAGCACAGAAAAUCCUCCGACUAUAUCAGCUACAGCAACUAAAAAGAAACCUGCUGUGGCAGCUAAAGUCAUAUCACAUUACAUGGAAAAACCUAAAACAACGGUUGCACUCAAACGAAAAUUAGAAUCAUGUUCCGAUGAGUACGGUAGCGAUGCUAGCAAUGAAGACUGGGACAAUAAUAAUCCAAAGAAAAUGUUACCCGAGAAUGAUGAAGUUGGUUAUAAGGUGAUAAUGCCAAAGGGCACGACGUUGCGGAGUCAAAAAAUACUAAAAAAAGUCAUAGAUCAAAAAAAGACUGUGUUUGAUCGGCUUGGCGAUACAUCUGUGACUAGUACCACCAAUUUGGCGGAGACUGCGGCACCUACGUUCAAUGUCACAGGUUUAGGAAAAGAAGUAUUCAAAAGAAAUUCAAGUGUAUUCAACAGGCUAGGAGAUAAAGACGGUAAAAAAGAGCAAUUACCUUACGUGGGAAUUUUGAAAAAUGGCACAUCUAAUAAUACGACAACACCUGGGAUUUUAAAAAACUCGCCAACCAGAGUGGGAAAUACAAUUUUAACGACAAAAAAAGUUAUCAAAGUAACAUCCAAGCCAACGGGGACAAUGCGUGCGGACCAGGAGAAAAAGAAAAAUACGAUAGUCAAUAAAACGAAGCAGUUGGUCAAGUUAAAUAAGAAAAUCACUUUUAAUAAUAGCUCACCUACCACUGCCAAAGUUGUGAGAAAAACUGCAACUUCUAGCAAAUUAGCUUCUGAGCAAGUAUCCCCACUACCCGCAAAAGCACGACUUGGUAUUACGAGCACAUCACCAGUUAAACAAGUGACAUUUAACAAGACUGCGAUGGUUGCACGACUCGUGAAGCCUGGCGUAUUCAGCAGACUUGGUGUCUAAAGCAGAAUAUGUUAAUCUUUUUUUCUCAGUUUCGUUGUUGAUGAGCUUUCGUGAUUGCCCAUUUUUGAAGUGUAUAUACGUACAUACUUAAGCUAUUCAUAGAAGUAUAAUAAUAAAAUAUAAGAAUAAAAUGAUAGUCACAGCCAAGUAACUUGUGAAACUAAUAGCUAAAUUGCUGGCAGCGCAACAUGUAAAUUUGAUCUGAUCGUCGUAUUUGCAUGAAAAGUUUUAUCAAAGAUAACAUGGACCAGAAGUCAAUAUCACUCUGUUACUAAAAUAUCGCCCAUGUAGAUUUAAUCAUAGGAGGCAAAAAAUGAAAUCCAUGAAAGGCUCAAUUGCUCUUGGCAACCACUACCUUAUGGGAUCAUUUAUAAUUUCUAGAAGAAGUUUAAUUAUUCAGUUGUGCUAAUAAGUCGUAUCAACAUUGAGUAUGAGCACAACAUAUAACUAUUAUUUUAUGUCGUUGCUUUCACUAAUUUUGAUAUAACGUUUGGGUACCCCAAUUGUAACCUGUAAUUGCUAAUGCAACAAAAGCCUUUUCUUUUUUUCAAGUUACGUUUUUUCAUUUCAUCUCUACAGCGCAAGGGAUUCGAUAUUUCAGUCAUAAUAUUGACUGAAUAAAUAGGUUGGCAAUUUUGCUAUUAGCUUUCGUUUUCUGGAUUUCCAUAUUGCCUACUUUCGUUACGGGGUUCCUCUUUUUUAUUCAAAUGAAGUUUUACAUAAGUUUAUCAUGGAAAUCAAUAUUAACAAUUAACAUACAUAUUUUAUUUAAGGACUAUUUGCUAUUUGUAAAACAUCUCAUCCAAUUAGUCAAUAAAAAAAGAUAUUCACCGCUGA